GCACGCUGGGCAAGGGCAACUUCGCCGUGGUGAAGCUGGGGCGGCACCGGAUCACCAAGACGGAGUUUCUUUAUACAGAACAUUUGUGGAGAAUGCUUUCCCACUCUUCAAAGAGAAACAGCCCAUAUAUCCAGUUUGAGAUUAUUAGAAGAAUCAAAGACAAUUACAUUUGGGAAUUUCACCAGAAACUCUUCCUUUUAAAAAACAUUUAAAAAUACUUUAAACAGGGUGGCAAUAAAAAUUAUAGAUAAAUCUCAGCUGGAUGCAGUGAACCUUGAGAAAAUCUACCGAGAAGUACAAAUAAUGAAAAUGUUAGACCACCCUCACAUAAUCAAACUUUAUCAGGUAAUGGAAACCAAAAAUAUGUUGUACCUUGUGACAGAAUAUGCCAAAAAUGGAGAAAUUUUUGACUACCUUGCUAAUCAUGGCCGGUUAAAUGAGUCUGAGGCCAGGCGCAAAUUCUGGCAAAUCCUGUCUGCUGUUGAUUACUGUCACGGUCGGAAGAUUGUGCACCGUGAUCUCAAGGCUGAAAAUCUCCUGCUGGAUAACAACAUGAAUAUCAAAAUAGCAGAUUUCGGUUUUGGAAAUUUCUUUAAAAGUGGUGAACUGCUGGCAACAUGGUGUGGCAGCCCCCCUUAUGCAGCCCCAGAAGUCUUUGAAGGGCAGCAGUAUGAAGGACCACAGCUGGAUAUUUGGAGCAUGGGAGUUGUUCUUUAUGUUCUUGUCUGUGGAGCUCUGCCUUUUGAUGGACCAACUCUUCCAAUUUUGAGGCAGAGGGUUUUAGAAGGAAGAUUCCGGAUUCCAUAUUUCAUGUCAGAAGAUUGUGAGCACCUUAUUCGAAGGAUGUUGGUCCUAGACCCGUCCAAACGGCUAACCAUAGCUCAAAUCAAGGAGCAUAAAUGGAUGCUCGUAGAAGUUCCUGUACAGAGACCUGUUCUCUAUCCACAAGGGCAAGAAAAUGAGCCAUCCAUUGGGGAGUUUAAUGAACAGGUUCUGCGAUUGAUGCACAGCCUUGGAAUAGAUCAACAGAAAACCAUUGAGUCUUUGCAGAACAAGAGUUAUAACCACUUUGCUGCCAUUUAUUUCUUGUUGGUGGAACGCCUGAAGUCACAUAGGAGCAGUUUUCCUGUGGAGCAGAGACUUGAUGCCCGCCAGCGUCGGCCUAGCACCAUUGCUGAACAAACAGUUGCCAAGGCACAAACUGUGGGGCUCCCCCUGACCGUACAUUCGCCGAACGUGCGACUGAUGCGAUCUGCCCACCUCCCACAGGCAUCCAAUGUGGAGGCCUUCUCAUUUCCAGCACCUGGCUGUCAGGCGGAAGCAGCCUUUAUGGAAGAAGAGUGUGUCGACACUCCAAAGGUAAAUGGCUGUCUGCUGGACCCUGUGCCUCCUGUCCUGGUGAGGAAGGGGUGCCAGUCAUUGCCCAGCAACAUGAUGGAGACCUCCAUUGAUGAAGGGUUGGAGGCAGAAGGAGAGACUGAGGAGGACCCCAGUCAGGCCUUUGACGCGUUCCAGUCCACCCGCAGUGGGCAGAGACGGCACACUCUGUCAGAAGUGACCAAUCAGCUGGUCGUGAUGCCUGGUUCAGGGAAAAUUUUCUCCAUGAGUGACAACCCCUCCCUUGACAGUGUGGACUCUGAGUAUGAUAUGGGGUCUGUUCAGAGGGACCUGAACUUUCUGGAGGACAACCCUUCCCUUAAGGACAUUAUGUUAGCCAAUCAGCCGUCACCCCGCAUGACGUCUCCCUUCAUAAGCCUGAGACCUGCCAACCCAGCCAUGCAGGCUCUGAGCUCCCAGAAACGAGAGGCCCACAACAGGUCGCCAGUGAGCUUCAGAGAGGGCCGCAGGGCAUCGGAUACCUCCCUCACCCAAGGAAUUGUAGCAUUUAGACAACAUCUUCAAAAUCUGGCUAGAACCAAAGGAAUCCUAGAGCUAAACAAAGUGCAGUUGCUAUAUGAACAAAUAGGAUCAGAGGCAGACCCUAACUUGGCCUCAGCUGCUCCUCAGCUCCAGGACCUUGCUAGCAGUUCCCCUCAGGAGGAAGUUUCUCAGCAGCAGAAAAGUGUGUCUGCUCUCGCCAGCAGUGUGCGUCCUCAGCUCUCCCAACGGCAAGGCCUGGAAGCCCAGUACCUGCAGCACAGACUCCAGAAGCCCAGCCUUCUGUCAAAAGCCCAGAACACCUGUCAGCUUUAUUGUAAAGAACCACCACGGAGCCUUGAACAGCAGCUGCAGGAACACAGACUCCAGCAGAAGCGACUCUUCCUCCAGAAACAGUCUCAGCUGCAGGCAUAUUUUAAUCAGAUGCAGAUAGCAGAGAACUCAUACCCACAACCGAGUCAGCAGCUGCCCCUUCCCCACCAGGAGGCGCCACCGCCAUCACAGCAGCCAUCGCCAUUCAGCCUGACCCAGCCCCUGAGCCCCGUCCUGGAGCCUGCUUCUGAGCAAAUGCAGUACAGCCCUUUCCUCAGCCAGUACCAGGAGAUGCGGCUGCAGCCCCUGCCCUCCUCGCCUGGUCCCCGGGCUCCUCCUCCACUGCCCGUGCACUUGCAGCAGCAGCCACCACCGCCGCCACCACCACCUCCGCCACCACAACAGUCGGGAGCUGCCCCAGCACCUUUACAGUUCUCCUAUCAGACUUGUGAGCUGCCAGGUGCUGCCUCCCCUGAGCCAGACUAUGCCGCUGCCUGUCAGUACCCCAUGGAUGGAGCCCAGCAGAGUGGCAUAGCAACUCCAGACUGUCCCAGGAGCUCAGGACUGCAGGAGGCCCCCUCCAGCUACGACCCUCUAGCCCUCUCUGAGUUCCCCGGACUCUUCGAUUGUGAAAUGCUGGAGGCUGUGGACCCACAGCAUAGUGGCUACGUCCUGGUAAAUUAACCUCAGCACAGGAAGGGAGGCAGGUCAAGUGAAGGAAGAGUGUGUAUUUCUAUUUGUAUUCCAGCCUUUUGAAUUUAAAGCUUAUUUUCCUGCCCUCUCGCUAAUGGGGAAAAAAAUCAAGUCACCCAACUGGAAUCAGAGGGCCUGGCCUGGUGGAUGUUGCUUCCUUCUGGCUCUGUCCCACCACAGUUUUCUGUGGCAAGUGCUGGAACAUAGUUGUAGGCUGCAGCUCACGCCCUUAGGUCAAGUGGAGCAAGCUCUCACGGAAGGCACCAAAAAAUGUUUUUAUGAGAAGAUGACAUCCAGACCCAGGUUUUAUGCAGAACUACACCAUUUCAUUAUCGAGGGAAACCUUGGUGAAAGCAGGAAAAAAUGUGUGCCAUUAUAUAUGGGCAGAAAAAAAAGGCAAUAUAUUUUUCACUGAAGCCAAGCAACACCAUGUUGCUUAAAGGCAGAUCAAGAAUACAUAAUGAAAUCUGAUGCACAGGAAGUAAAGGACAGAGUACUUUGUCGUUGAAUCUUAAGUUCUAAGCUGCUGAUGCAGGUUGUCCCUGAGACCAUUGCAAAGCAGUGGAGUGUGAGCUUUGUUUCAGGGGCCACUAAAUAACAGCUGGUACUGACCCCUGAGACUGUCAGUCGUCUCCCGCUGGGAGCAGGUGACACACUUCUUCAGCAGGUGUCCUGGUUACAGAGCGUCAGAGUGGACUUGGCAAAGAUGUCACCUGUAGAACCAGAGACCCACCGCAGUGGAGACUGGGGGCAAGGAUUCGAGAAACCCUCAGGAGCAGCAGCCCCGGGCCCAGGAAGACCGGCUCUUCCUGAACAGUCCUUGUGGAGACUUCUGGUUCGGGGCCAUUGGUCUUUGAGGACCUGGCGUCUCUUUUACAAUGUAAUAACUACUUUGACUUUACACUCUAUGUUGCUAGUAGUUUAUUGAGCUUUGUAUAUUUGGACAGUUUCAUAUAGGGCUUAGAAAUUUUAAGGACAAGACAAAUGAACUUUAAUCUCCCAUGUGAAGUGGUAGUGCUGUGCCUUUGCUCCCAGAUCAUGCUUUAAUUAUUUCUUUUCUGUAGAAACCAACAGUUUUCCAUUUAUGUCAAUGCUAAAUCCAAAGUCACUUCAGAGUUUGUUUUCCACCAUGUGGGAAUCGCAUUCUUAAUUUCCUUAGUUUUGACUUGUAAUGAAAUGUUCAAGUAUUACAGCAAUAUUCAAAAACCACAGAUGUGUUAACCAUUUAAGCAGAUCAUCUGCCAAACACGUUAUAUUACUAUAGUAAAACUUAACCUUAACCCUUACAAUUCAUCCAUCAGAGUAAGUAAAAACUAGAUGCUACAGCUAGUUGACUGUAUACGUAGAGGUAAUGAGUAACCUGGCAUUUGGACAGUAACAUCCAAGGGUUACAGAUUCAGUAUUAUUUACAAAGACUAUCGUUUCUGUCCUUUAGAACGGUUUGUCCUAUCAGCAGAUGAAUGCGUUAAGCACAAAGCAUCUUCCUUAAAGCACAAAGAAGAGAGAUACUACACUGAUGCUGCAUCUAGAACACACCUUUAAGUUGCCUUUCCUCUUUGUAGUAAGUGUCCAGGCAGGUGAGGAGAAGCAUGGACGGUCUGAGUAGUUCUGUUCCGGCCCCCCGCCCAGCCCCUCCCAGUGUUGGUAACUUGAGCAUCCUUGUCUCAGGCUCACACUUGGCACCAGGCCGCUUCAAGGAGGCCCUCUGCUUGGGGUUGGACUCUGGGUGUUAGCAAGAAAGGGUGGUGGUGGAGGACUGUCGUGCUGUGAUUUAACAACACGCAGUGAAAAUCCAGGAAGAAUGAAUGCUGUUCCUCCUAUGGAUUGUUUAUUCCUCCUCGUGCUUAAGAUUGAUGAUUUCGUGAAAUAGAUCACAUCGUUUCAUUUAAGAGAUCCUUUCAUUAAGAUCUCUAAUCUGUUCUGAGUUUUUGCAAAAUAAGCCAGUUAUAAAACGGGGCUUGAUUUGUUUAGACUGAAGGAUAUUUCCUAAAAUAUACUACAGAAGUGCUGUAAUAUUUAUGAAAUUAAAAUGCUUUCCAGAUUGAAAAUGCGGGCCGCUCGUUUCAGAGUCGCAGGAAGGGCACAAUUACAGAUUGGCAUGAACGCCUGCCCCCAAGCAAGGCCAUGGGCCACUUAGCCCAGGAAGCCUCGGAGCUAUGGCAGGACGUAGGACGACAGAUGAGGGACAGCGGAGAGCCUGUUGGAAAGUUAAAGGACCCAGAGAGAGACACUGGGAAGCACCAGCAGUGGCCAGGUCUGUUAGGAACCGACAGACCAGCGGCGCGGGCACUCACCUGGACCUGUGUUGUAAGCUCCUAUUUGCUUUUCUCAUUUAUUUCAAGCAGAAAUCAAUAAAUUCCAUAACAAUCUGUAUUUGCUGAAAUGUAAGCUGGUGAGAGGAGACUGGUUCUGUUGGUCAAUCAGGUUUUCCCAACCCUGUCUGAUCCUUGCCGUUGCUCUGUCCCCUAACUAGUGACCUGUGUAAGCUUCCAAGCCGCUUUCUCUUCACAAAUACUAAAGAAACACUAAGAAGGCUUCGUACCACUCUUUUUAUGAGAGGCUGCUUUGAAAUAAUGCCUUUCUUUCCAGUCUGUUUCACAUUAGCAGUGUGUACACUACUGUAUAAUAAUCAUUAGCUUUAUUAUCUUGUAAACCAGGCUCCUCUGAAGAGACUUUGGUGAGAUGAACGUGAGGUAAAAAUUUCACUCGGCAAAAAGUGCAAUAUGUGUGGUACUUUAUUUUUUGUUUAUGUUCUUUUUUUAAUCCAGGGGUAUUAGUCUCUGCUUUGGGAAAAAUGCACUAGUUCUGCCAUUUCCAGUCAGGCAAGUGUGUCUCUAGUAUUUACGUGCAGCUGAUAUGCAGGUCCCUGUAAGGCAAAUAGAGCAUGUUAACGCAACAGAGAGAGGGUGGCUGUUGCAUUUCAAAACUGCUGGUAAGCUCCAGUGACCAUCCCCAGCCGCCCCUCGCCACCUCUGCCCCUCCCAGGCCUGCACCGGCCUCUUGCUACCUUGGAAACACAGAAGGGGGCCAAAGGUUCUCCACACCAACCACCUUCCAGUAUCUGCUUAAUGGGAAACAUCUGGGGCCACCAAGAAGGACCAUGAGAUGGGACUAAAGGACUCUGUGAGUUCUGAUAUGAACAAAACCUUUUCUCUUCUGAAUCAAACUUUGCCUCCUAAGAAGGAGAAAGAGUCCCUUUCUUCCUCAGAAAUAAAGAACUCGUUUAAGCUGUGUCCUGAGUCGGUUAGGUGGGACUGGCAGGAGCUUGGGACUGGGACUAAAGUCAGCCCUCACGUCAGAGUCCCUGAGCAAUGGGGGGCCCUGUGCCCUUAUGGGGAGGGAGGGGACCACCUUGGAGGAGCAUCGCCCUCCAGUCGACUAAAGGCCUCUGCGGAAGGGAUUCAUUGUGGCACUGGCCUCUCCCACUCUGCCCCCACACUGUCGUCAGUACCUAAAAGGGGAGGCUCUUAGAGAAAAGAAUUCUACCUAAUUGUUCCAGUUGGGAAGAAGAGUGUAUUCUCAGCUAGCGAGUGAUUGGGUAGCCAACCAGAAACUAAAGAAAGGGGAAAAGCAGCAGCUUCUCGUUAGAGGCGGUCAGGGGUCCAGGUGUGGUAAUUAGAGCAGCCUCGGGUCAGGUGCAGGCAGCUCAGCCACGUGGACGUGAGGAAAUGAGUGGCUUCCUUUGCGGGGUCCCUGGUAAUUAAUUAAAUACUGGGUUCUGUUGGGCUCAGAAUUUUCAGCUCUGGAUUAUAUUUGAAAACCUCUAUCAACAGUUACACUUCAGCUCCCUAUUGGUUUAAAGAAAAUUCAUACUCCGGAUAACUUUUUCACAUUGCUCCUCCUUUAGAGACAAUACAUAGUGUCACUUGACAGCACUGGUCCCAGUGAACAGUUGCGGAGUCCCGCCGGGGCUGACCUUGACUGCAUCUGCACCCCUACCCUGGGCUGCCUCUACUGCCUCCUCGGAAGCCACCUGAGCCGCUCGGUCUCUUUGUGCCUAGACAUCAAAGGUAAAAACUGGAGAACAGGUAGUAAGUUGGAGUCAUUGUUAUAGGCAGGGAACUUUGAUCAUUUUGUUGCUUUUAAAGGACGUUUUUACAGAACUUAUCUUCAGAGUGAUGUGUGGAAGGCAAGAGCAGUAUCAUCUGCCUCUGCUUCUAAACUGGACAAAAAAAACAUUUUUAAAAAUUUAUGUACCCCUUCUGACAGGUUCGGUAGUAUGGUCCUCCCUGGCCUGCGGCCCCAGGGAAGUGACUGGUUACAGAGCCCUUUCUGUCUCUUGGCCUGUGGCCCCUGGAAGGCGGCAGGAUGAACAAAGUCUGGCCUUCAAAACCCCUUUUGGCCCCAGAGUCUCUGGUCUUACAGUGCCCCUCUCAUAUUUGUUUUACCCUUUUUUUCCCAUUAAAGUAGGCUAGCUGAUUCUAGAAGGCUCACAGCCGCCCUAGUUACACGACCAUCUAAUGUCCACAUCUCAUCUGGGCAGAUUUCAACACAUCUGGCAGAAUUGGGCACCUGCUAUUGCAGAGAUUGAGAAACAGGCAGCAGCACUGCCCUAGCCAGUGAUAGUUUUGAUGGUUCCAGCCUAGCGUGCAGCUUGCCUGUCCGAAAGGAGCAGUAGCUUAUAUCUGUGCACUACCAUACCCAGCACUUGCACAAGUCAUCUCUUCUAAUCCUCACAACAAUUCCAUGAAAUCAGUUGGGCAGAUACCGUCCUCAUUUUUACAGCUGAGGAAACCCAAGCUCUCAAAGAACAUGUGACUGUUUACGUGACUUGUCCAGGUGCACGGAGCUUGUGAGUGGAGGCACCGGGACAAGCUCGUGGGUUUUCCAGAUUCUCAGUCAGCUCUUUCCCUCCUCAGUAGCAGUUGACUCUUCUCAUGAGCAAACAGCUGUAUAAACAGAGUCCCCAUCUUGGUGAAGCACUGGGUGAAUGUGACACUAUCCCCGCACUUAUUGUGCACUUGACAGCUGCCUGGCUUUGGGAAGGAGGUGCCCUCCAGGUGACAACUGCAGUUGUCCAAGAGGCCCUGCAUGAACAAGGCUAGGGGGACACAGACCCCACAGACUGCCAUCCUUCCCGUGUCCAGUUAACUACAGAAGUUAGGUUCACAUCAAACAUGUCUAGUGUCUCCAAGUUGCACAAUAUAGUAAUUUCCUACAGGAGUAUAUGAGAGAAGGACACACCCUUCCUUGAUUGCCAGGGGGCCAAAUUGCACAGCUUUGACCCACCACUGCAGGCCAAGAGACCCAACCCCAAGAAAGGGGGCUGCUCAGAGAAGAAUCACAAACCCAGCCUGGUCCUGAGGAGGGCCGUAACGUUUCUUUACAAUUCAGGCCCAUCAAGUAGAAGUGCUGAUUAGACACUUUUAGGGUUAAAAACAACUUUGAUUGAAUACUUAGUCUUUUCAGAGGCAAAGUGGGUGGGUAGGAGGGAGCUUUAAAAAUAGAAGUGCAAAAUAACAUCCUGGAAAAAUAUGACCCCAGAUUGGAAUAAUGUUACAUUAGCAAAUACAGAAAGCUGGGAGUCGCCGCUGCCUGUGGAUGCCUAUCUGUUCAAGAUUUGCUCGGUCAAGGAAAUUCAAGUGGUGCGACUUUGCCACUACUGAUGGUAAAAGAAAUUUGCCUCCACCAAUAUCUCUGAAGGGAAAAGAAGUAGAGAGAAAAGGAGAUUUGCUUCUCUUUGGGGACUAUAAGAAAUAAAAGUGAUACAGAGAUAUUUGCACUUUGUAGAAAGGGCAAGAUGAUUUGCUUAUUUCUGAAGGGAGGAGGAGGGUGGUCUUUGUUGGAUGUUUGGUUUGUGAGUUACUUUUGAUAAAGUUAAUCUAACUGUAGUUAUUUUUUCUGUGUGCUUUUUUUCCUAAAUGCUAAGAAAAGGUGGUGAGUUCAAUAGCUUUGGUAUUUUGAGUGCAAAUCAUAGCUCCAAUGUGAAAAAAAUCAAAAUGUAACCUGUCACUCAAUGUUAGAAAAUUGCCUAAAAUGCAGUUUAAUAAAUGAUCUUUGUAUCAAACAGUAAUUUAAAUGGGGGUAAUUUUCUGCAAGGAAAAUGUACUGUUUUUACGUCUCCAACCCUCUUGAAUUAAAAUAAAAACAACUUGUUUUCUAAGA
Molecule: messenger RNA, 8988 nt
Organism: Diceros bicornis minor
Lineage: Eukaryota; Metazoa; Chordata; Mammalia; Perissodactyla; Rhinocerotidae
Gene: SIK2
Product: salt inducible kinase 2
Exons: 16
Coding region: 304-2874 (856 amino acids)
Biological process (GO): intracellular signal transduction; microtubule cytoskeleton organization; protein phosphorylation
Cellular component (GO): cytoplasm
Molecular function (GO): protein serine/threonine kinase activity; magnesium ion binding; ATP binding
Source: RefSeq, a predicted model, not a curated record